This is a messenger RNA of Sinocyclocheilus anshuiensis, 322 nucleotides long. RefSeq names its product heat shock 70 kDa protein 4-like. The transcript has 3 exons. The record is from RefSeq and is a predicted model, not a curated record. The annotation marks the transcript as partial. Gene Ontology annotation, molecular function: ATP binding; ATP-dependent protein folding chaperone. Gene Ontology annotation, biological process: protein folding. NCBI's taxonomy places the organism in Eukaryota, Metazoa, Chordata, Actinopteri, Cypriniformes, Cyprinidae. Gene Ontology annotation, cellular component: nucleus; cytosol.
AGCAUGUGUGUCUUUUGGACCACGAAAUCGAUCUAUUGGAGCGGCAGCUAAAAGCCAGGUGGUCACCAAUUGCAAAAACACUGUCCAAGGAUUCAAGCGUUUCCAUGGUCGGGCGUUCUCCGAUCCUUUUGUCCAGAACUUGAAGUCCAGUCUCGUAUAUGACCUGUCACAGAAGCCAUCGGGCACGACGGGCAUAAAGGUGAUGUACAUGGAGGAGGAGAAGGUGUUCGGCAUUGAACAGAUUACUGCGAUGCUCCUCUCCAAACUCAAGGAGACUGCUGAGAGCGCCCUCAAGAAACCCGUCGCCGAUUGUGUCAUCUCU